Molecule: messenger RNA, 1198 nt
Organism: Megalops cyprinoides (Indo-Pacific tarpon)
Lineage: Eukaryota; Metazoa; Chordata; Actinopteri; Elopiformes; Megalopidae
Gene: c6h20orf96
Product: chromosome 6 C20orf96 homolog
Exons: 10
Coding region: 1-1128 (375 amino acids)
Source: RefSeq, a predicted model, not a curated record
AUGAGCACAGUACCAAACCAUCUUCAGUCCUUAAAGGAAUAUUUCAAGAAAGUGGAUUAUAGCAGCUGGGAGCGGAGCAGCAGGAGAAAGGAAGUCUUGGGGCAGAAGACAGAAGCUGUCCCUUGGGCUCUGAUCCCUCAGCCCAAAGCUGCUGCCUUGCCUCCCAGUAUCAAAGCUGUGGGCAGAGGGCACGGCAGCACAGCCUCCUCUGCUGUAUCCAGACAGCCACAAGCCGAUAGGCCAGAGUCAGCCAUAUCGUCAAGGAGUUUGUACUCGAGGAAGAAGAACAUUGUGGAAUUGGACCCCACCCUUCGGAAGGGGAGCAAUAUCAAAGUGCUAGAAUUGCUGAUAAAAUUGAGGAAGAAAGCCAUUGACGAGCUGGAGGCACACUGUGCAUUCUUACAGGAGAGCAACCAGCAGCUGACCAGGGAGAUUGAGGAGACAGGCAGACACUCUUUCUCCAGUGCAAGGGAAUCUCUCAUUCAGCAUGAAAAACUUGGGCAUUCUUUUGCAGCUUUAAAUGGCUGGAGUUGCAGAGAGAUUGAACAGGCUAAGGCUGAGCUGAAGGACGUGCAGGUUUCUGCAGAGAAACAGCUACACGGUCUUCAGGAACAGCUCAAGGGGGUGGAUGCAGAGGUCUUAAAGGCCCGAGAUGAGCUCCACACACUCAGGACAUACAAGGAUGUGCAGUACCCAGUGAAACUGCUGAAGAUCACAGAGAUGAAGAGAGAGCUUGAGGAUCUGAAGGACACGCUGAAGGAUGAGCGUGAUCGUGUGGCUAUGUUCUGCCAGGAGGAUAUAGAGAACUUUCAGAAACAGUCCAGCCAGGACGAAGAGGAUAUUCUGGCUUCAGCUGCUAAAAGACACUUGUCCUACAUUUCCCCUAUGAUCCAACAGAUGGCCACCCGAAAUUACAGGAUGACGAACGAAAUCGAAAUGUACAAAAAAGAAGUUAAAGACCUGGAGGAGAAGAACCAAGAGCUCAUCAGUGACAUUCAGGAGCUCCAGCUGACUCGUAAAAACAUCAGAAAAGAGAUCUUCUACGAUGUCUUCCUCCAAGCAGAUAAAUGUUCUCCAGAUAUGGAUGUGAUGCUGAACAUCCCCCGAGAAGAAUGGCUCCCUAUUUAGCUGUGGGGCACGUAGAACUUAUCUGCAAAUCAGUGUCCUUGCACACGCACCCUUUGGCUCUCUUUACACA